GGGUUGUGUUGAAAACAUCGCACACUUACACCAGAACAGUGAGACUCGGCGAAGCUAAAGCCCGCUCUCUCUUGCUGCGUCCGUAAGCAUACAGUUAUCUCUAGCGAAGCCUUACGAGCGGUCCCCUCUCUAACUUCCAACCCGAGCGAAUAGGCGAGGGUUAGCCGUGUCUACAUACACACAUCCAACUUUAGCGUCAUAGGGUCUUUUUUUAUUGUGGCUGUUUGUCUAAAGGGAAGCCGCAGUGGUUCGGCGGCCGAUUAGUUGGAUAAGCAAAGGUUGAUCAUCUCCCCGUCGCCACAAAAAGCAAAGCCUCAAAAGUUCCACAAAAGUUCGAUUGUGAAUGGACUUUCCAUCUUUAGCCUCGAUUUGCUUCUUCUUCUGCACCUCUUUUGGAGGACAGCCGUCGCAGUUUGGCUUAUCUUAAACUUGUCAGCAUCGGAAAUAUUGGAUGCCAAGUUUGGGUUGGAGCUUAUUUGACUUCAAGGAUCGCCUAAUCAUGGUAUAUUGUUAUCAAUCCUCAGUAUUGUGAUAUUUUUUCAAGGGAUAAUUGAUUCUUGUUCGUGUCAUCACUCUUUUGAAAUACUUUUGGAAACCCAAGUAUACCGUCACCGAUCGAGUGGCGAGUGGAAACUUUUAAGGGUUCGCUUGUCUACGCUUUUAUAGGAGGGAUGUGGUGGUUGCUGGUACGCCCAUCAGGCGACAAGUAAAACUUGGUGGAUUACGACAGUGGUCAACCAAAGACAGGAGUGGCGUCGGCACUCCAGGAAUUAUAUAUACCCCCCUUCAUUUUAGCCUAAUCCCUCAUAAAACAUCCUUGUUUUGUGAUCUUUACGAUUAGGCAUUUGUGGAUAUUUCACUUACCGCACAAAACACAGAAUGAGGAGAACGGAUUUUUAAACGAAACGUCGUUAUUUAUUGUUCCUCGCUUCUUCAAUACGCAAGGACCCCCUUGGAUAUUAUACAUGUGAAUAUAUACGCAGGAAACAUAGAUAUACUUCGAAGGCAAGAUGAAGAUUUUUGUGUUUGGAAUUGUUUUAGUGGCGCUUCGCACUUCUUGUGCUCAAGGCAUUGGUGAUGGUGAAUGCCCAAGACUAUGUAAUUGCUAUGGAACCACCGUCAAUUGUCGAGAUAGGGGGCUUCAUGAGGUGCCCCGAGGAAUACCACCAGGAACAGAAAGAUUAUACCUCAGUGAAAACAAUAUUACGGUAAUACAAAGGAGAGAUUUUGAUGGUCUGCAGUCUCUUCGUACAUUACACCUUAUGAACAACUACAUUGUUCACAUCGAAAGAGGAGCAUUCACAGACUUGAUCACUGUGGAACGCAUGCGCCUGAACAACAACAAGCUCCAAAGUUUGCCGGAAUUAUCAUUUUCCAGAAUGGAGAAUCUCUACAAACUGUAAGUUGACUAUUCCAUUUUCAUUUUUUUCCAUUUCAGGCAACUUUAUUUUCUUUUA
This is a messenger RNA of Strongylocentrotus purpuratus (purple sea urchin), 1457 nucleotides long. Its product is annotated as slit homolog 2 protein. The coding region runs from base 1011 to 1403 and encodes 130 amino acids. NCBI's taxonomy places the organism in Eukaryota, Metazoa, Echinodermata, Echinoidea, Camarodonta, Strongylocentrotidae. The record is from RefSeq and is a predicted model, not a curated record. The transcript is spliced from 4 exons. Gene Ontology annotation, cellular component: plasma membrane. Gene Ontology annotation, molecular function: protein binding.